Dermacentor silvarum is the source of this 483-nucleotide messenger RNA. RefSeq lists its product as uncharacterized. Lineage: Eukaryota; Metazoa; Arthropoda; Arachnida; Ixodida; Ixodidae. The transcript has 4 exons. The coding region runs from base 1 to 483 and encodes 160 amino acids. The record is from RefSeq and is a predicted model, not a curated record.
AUGGCAAAGAAGCAGCAUCCACCACAGUCAUGGUGGAAGCAGUAUGAAAUUGCUGUGAAAGGUUUGUUCGGUAAGCACAUUUCAGUCACCUUACACCUUAAGCUAGGGGUGAUUAUAUUGAUCACAUUUUGCACUUUUUCAGUUACCUAUGAACAUGCCCGGAAAAAGCUAAAUGACAGUCAGUUCCAUUCAGACCUGGCCAGUGAAACUGAAAUGCCCCCAUUGAAGAGGCGUAGACGGCCACCAGCAGUCUGGAGCGACUCUGACAGUGAAGAGGAGGAGGAAGACUCUGCCACAAGCCAGCCAGGACUGCCACCCAUCCAAAAUAAUUUUACAUCUGGAAUAACCUCGAGUGAAGCAACAAGUCUGCACACAUUUGGCCAGGGAGACAAAGGCACAGCAGGGACCCAGUUGUCAGAGACGAACUCGCCACAAGGUGAACAGACAGCGCAAGAACGGCCACAAAACUCGCCUCAUGAUUAG